AUGGUUACCAUAAUAAAGAACCAGCUGCUAAAACACUUAUCAAGAUACACAAAGAAUUUGUCUCCAGAACAAAUUUCAUUGUCGGCUCUACGGGGUUCCGGAGAACUGCAAGACUUAACCUUAGACGAGGAUCUUUUGACCGAUCUUCUGGAACUUCCUGCAUGGGUGAGGUUGACAUCAGCAAAAUGCAACAGAGUGUCAUUCAGAAUUCAGUGGACCAAACUGAAAACUGUCCCCAUCAUUCUGAACCUAGACGAGGUGCAUAUAGCGCUGGAGGUGUGCACGGAGCCCAGGGUGAUGAACCCUGGCGCCGGAGGUGCCAUGCCCGUUCCUGGCAAGUACAGCUACAUUCACAAGGUGAUAGACGGUAUUUCCGUGGCAGUGAACCAGGUGCAAAUUGACUUCAACUGUGACGCCUUCACUAGCAGCGUUCAGAUCUCUCGUGUGACAGUGGAGUCGCGAACACCCGAGGGCCGGAAGGGUGAUCUAAGACUGACAAGGAUCAAGUCUCCCGAUACCGGGCAACUUUUGAUAUUUAAGGAGUUGGAGUGGCAGAGCGCGAGGGUUGAAGCGAAAGCGCACGGGGCUGCGGCGGCCAACCUGCCACCGUUGCGUCUCCUACUGGGCAACACGCAUUGCAGGAUCGUGAUCAAGAAACGGCUAUCUGACUGCGCGGUGACGGGCUCGCGGCUGGUGCUGCGGCCCGAGCCGCUCGCGUGGGCGCUCACUGACGGCCAGCUGCGGGCCGCGCUCGCGUGCGCGGCAGCCCUGUCGGGGCCGGUGCGGCGCGCCACGCGGGCCGCCACGCGCGCCGCCGCCGCCAGGAAGUAUUUUAUAAGUCGUCUCUUCAACGCGCUGAACUGUUACAGAUCGAGGAGCCCCGCGAGCAGCCGCCCAGCCGGCCCACUUCUGGGGACCGGGACUUGUUGGCGCGCAUGUUUCGCCAAGCACGACGUGCGGGAGACCUCGUACCAUCUGCUCGCGCCGCGGAUAGACCUCCACCUGUGCGAUGACCCGGGACUCGGCAGGUCUGAGAUGCCCUCGCUGGCGAAGGGCGGCGCCCUCCAGGUGACCCUCGUGAGCAUGCAAGCGGACCUGUUCCCCUACCACAAGGCUUCCGACGACCGCCGACACUGGCGGGGCUACAGGGAAGCGGCAACACCGCACAGCCAGUGGCUAUCACAAGCUUUAUCGUCCUUCUGCACCUCACUGCUGGACGCGUUAGACCCUAGAACCCUAACACCCAGUAAUAAGCAAGGGCACACCGAGAGGAGCGAGGCGCCAGUCUCUAACGGGCUGAACCACAAGGGUGCUCCAGCGCAGCCCACCUCCAACCCAACUCCGUCCACAAACACUUCCCAAGCAUCGCCCACCCGUACGCGUAUACUGCAGCAGCUCAGCAAACUGAUGACCACCUGCCUCGUUCUCAGGAUCGACGACUUCACGGUGAAUAAGGUCUCGACGGGAUCCAAAUCCCGGGAGAGUCCGCGGCCCCUGGUGAGUGCGGAGAAGGCGACGCUUCCUGGCGACGCGGGCCUACUGCACGCGGAGCUGACCUUCUUCUACUACCCCGGAGAUGUAUGCUUCCCCGUUCCGCCCCCGAAGCUGUACGUUCAGCUGAGCCCCGUGCGGGUGUCGGUGGACGUGGCAAGCGUCGUGUGGCUGUCGGCAUUCCUGCCACACGUGGCAAGGGCACUCGCCACAGCUGCCACGGCCGUCACGGCGGCCGCAGACUCGGAUGACCAGACUGCUUACAUCGACGUCCGCGCCGAGGCGAUAAUGCCUAAGAUAGUGCUGGAGGCCGGGCCGGAGCACGUGUCCCAGCAGCGGGACCGGCCCAAGGAGCUGCACUUGUGCACCGCCAGGGCCACGCUCACCAACGUCCGCGAAUCGCCCAGGGCCAACACGGCGGGGACCCGCGCCGACCUGGCGUCCAUAAUAGCGGCGCUGAGGAGGUCCGCGCCCCGAGCGGGGGAAUUCCCCACCGCGCUCGACGACUGCGACCCGAUACACGAGCAGUUCGUGCUGCACGCGGACAGCCUGGACGACAUAGAGCGGGGCUCGGCGCUGGCGCCCGAGCUGCUGUGGCGCGAGAGCCGCGCGGUGUGGUGCGCGCGCGUCGAGCCGCUGUGGGCGGACUUCUGCGGCGCGCGCGCCACCAACUACAAGCCGGCGCCGCUGCUCGACGCCACGCCGCUCACCGCCUGGUUGUACUUCGACGAGGGCUUCUCCAAAAUAUGGGUGAUAGCCCGCACCUGUGGCUUGGCCGGCCUGCAACUGAACCACUACCAGCUCCUGUUCCUGCUGCGGCAGCUGGAGAGGAUCUCGGAGAUGAUGGCCUGGCUCUCGCACGACGCCGCGAGGCAACCAGACGGAGACGACGGAUUAAUUGUGGUGGGAUUGGUGGUGCCGUCGGUUGAAUUGAACUUAGUGCUGCCGUCCAGCUGCCCGGGGCAGGAGUCCUCCAGGGACCUCGACAGCGUCCCUCUGGACUCAUCCAGUCUGCAAGACCUCAAAAUGGGUUCCGAGGCGACGAUGGCGCCGUCGAUGCAGGACCGGGACAGCGGCGUGGUGGCGCCCCCAAACCCCAUCGAGAUCUGCAACGCGCAGCCCCUGCCCGCCGAGGAGGUGCCCCCGAGUCCAGGGAUCGGCUUCGGAGGCUUCUCGUCGAUGCGGCGCGGUCUGACGUCACUGGUGACGUCAUUCGACGCGCUCGGGCGGGACGACUCGAGGAGCGAUGCGGCGUCCACCGCCAGCUCGGACAGCGAGCGCUACGUGCUGGUGGGGCUGGCCGCCGAGUCGCCCGACGACGCGGACCUCGCCUUCAGGGAGUUCGAGCACGGGCGCGUCUCCAGCGGCGUGGAGGUUGCAGCGGAGGUGGUGGAGCGCUCCUCCUCACCCAGCGACCACUCGGCCACCAGCUCCUGUCGCCGGCGAGACCUGAUCUCGACCUGCACCUGGCGCCUCAACAACAUCCACCUGGUGCAGCAGAGCGUCGGUGGAUCCUCGUCCCUCCGCCUGGUGGCCGACGACCUCACCACAGACGAGUGCACCUCCAUACCCUGGGACGAGUUCCAGAGCAAGUUCUCGAUGCGCGCGCGCGCUUGGACCGAGCCGUUCGUCGAGGAUGCCGAUCUGAAGGUUAGGGAGACGCCGCACGUCGCCUUCAGGAUGACCAGGAUUGAACUGCCGAGGGUUGGUGCCGAAGAGGGUACACCUGCCGUAUUGGCGUCGUACGAUGAACUGCUGGAGGCGCGAGUGCGCGAUCUGAGCAUUGCUCUCAACAUGAGCACAGCCCUGGCGCUGGCCGAGUUCAUAGAAGACGAGAUCAUUGCACCACCAAUGCCGCUAGAGGUGCUGAUCGAGAACGUUAAGCUGCACCUGAUCGAGGACCGGCCGACGCGCUCCAUCUCGUCGCCGCCCCCGCAGCCGCUGGACCUGGCCCUAAGCGGGCUGCGGCUGACGAGGGACCGCACCGGCGUGCUGCGGCUCGGCGCGCCGGCGCCCCGCGCCUCUGCCACGCCCACCGCCCCCGCGACGCCCCCCUCGGAGGCCACGCCCCGCCCCGCGGCCACGCCCACCCGCCCCGCCCCCGAGCCCGAGCCCGACCGCCUGGAGCUGCUGAGCCGCGAGAACGAGGAGCUGCGCCGCCGCCUCGCGACGCUCUCCCGCCUCGCGGACGACAACAGGGAGCUGAGGGCGAAAGUGGAGGAGGCGUCUGUGCUAAAGCAGUGCGUCCACGCGGCUCAGCAGGAGGCUGCCAGCUUGUUGGCCGACAAGCAGGAGCUGUUGGAAGCCGUGCGCGUGUUGCAGGAGCAGCUGAGCGGCUACCGGGGAAAGAGA
This is a messenger RNA of Iphiclides podalirius (scarce swallowtail), 3843 nucleotides long. NCBI's taxonomy places the organism in Eukaryota, Metazoa, Arthropoda, Insecta, Lepidoptera, Papilionidae. The record is from the annotation of a GenBank genome assembly.